UUAGUCUGAAUGUGAUUCUGCUUAUCAGGCCGACUUUGACUUGAAUGCAGAUUGCACAAAAACUUGUCUAAGCGUUAUAUGAGCUAGAAAAGAUAGUAGAAAAGAUCUAUGACAUUUUCGUAUUUCAGCGAUUCUUUAGAAAAUUCGAAAAAGAUGUGUUCAAAUGAAAUUUGCAGUGAUUGAAAUCCGUCGUUUCAUCCUCAAAUUCAAAGAUGAUCGUCAAAAUAAAUAUUCUGCUCGGAAUUUUCAGUGUAUUUCCACUGAUAAUAUAUAGUGAAAACAGUGCAAAAUGUUACAAUGAAUAUUGUGGAACUCCAAUGGGUUUAAUAAUUCUUCCGAUUUUUCCGUAUUCAGCAUCGUGCGGAAAUGAUUACGUUAUACACCAGAGUAAGUGUCCAUUGAAGAGUCAAUAUUGCUGUCCAGUUAUUCCCCACGAUGACGGUGUUAUAUUAUGCAAAGACAGUUAUUAUAAAGGCGAUUGUAAAUCAUAUUUUAUGCAUGGAAAACAUUGUGUAAAUGUAGAUGAGGAUGACAAAAAUGCCAUAAGUUCAGUAAAUACGCUCGGUAAUUGCGUUCGGCUCUACGAUGAUGCCAAUUGUUUGGGGAAAUCGCGUCCAUUAUAUCCGGGAAGUCCGCGUCACAAUGAUUUAUUGCAAUUGAAAUUCAACGACAUAACAAGUUCGUUCGGAAAAUGUUAUGAUAAUGAUAAUAAUUGCGAUUCGCAAGUGGAUGGAACAAACGAUUGUACAUUCACCAUUGGCAUUCUACCAUGGGCUUUGAAAGAUCGAAACAAUUUACCAAGUCCGAUUAUUCUCUUUCAAACCGGACCAUAUGAUCGAGCGGAAGUAAUGGAAGCGCAGAUUGAAGCGAAACAUUUGAACACGGGCACUGCCGCAAGUCAAAAUGCAUACAAGUAUGCCAAACAAAUGGGAAAUAUUGACGAUAACGCUGGACAUAUUCUGUCAACGCGACUCGGUGGCUCGGGUACGGAUUUGAGAAAUAUAUUUCCACAGAGCCGACUUUUCAACCACAACAUUUGGUCCCAAAUUGUUAAUUUUGUAGCAGAUACUGUGGAAAGACAUGGCGGAGCACAUUUUACAGUGAAUUUGUUGUAUGACGGUAUUAGGGAUACAAGACCGUAUAAAAUCGUUUAUAGAGUUAAGUCGGAAAAUUCAACUGAUGUAUUGUUUGUAAAUGACUUACUUAAUCCAUAACUGUAGUGAAGAGAGCUUUUUUGGUUUGAUAGAAACCUAGUUUAUAUCGAAAAUAGUGAAUUUUAUAAAUGUUUUGGAGAUGAUCAAUAAAAUUUUUUGGAAAUUA
Contarinia nasturtii (swede midge) is the source of this 1320-nucleotide messenger RNA. RefSeq lists its product as uncharacterized. The record is from RefSeq and is a predicted model, not a curated record. The transcript has a single exon. The coding region runs from base 213 to 1214 and encodes 333 amino acids. NCBI's taxonomy places the organism in Eukaryota, Metazoa, Arthropoda, Insecta, Diptera, Cecidomyiidae.